Messenger RNA from Ochotona curzoniae (black-lipped pika), 2799 nucleotides. RefSeq names its product chloride channel accessory 4 (gene CLCA4). Bases 1 to 2799 code for a protein of 932 amino acids. NCBI's taxonomy places the organism in Eukaryota, Metazoa, Chordata, Mammalia, Lagomorpha, Ochotonidae. Gene Ontology annotation, biological process: chloride transport. Gene Ontology annotation, molecular function: intracellularly calcium-gated chloride channel activity. The transcript is spliced from 14 exons. The record is from RefSeq and is a predicted model, not a curated record.
AUGGGGUUACGUAGAAGCUCUGUUUUCCUCCUAGGCUUCCUUCUACUGCAGCAGUCACAUUCUUCCUUGAUUAAACUGAAUAACAAUGGCUACGAAGAUAUUGUCAUUGCUAUAGAUCCCAUUGUGCCAGAAGAUGAAGCAUUAAUUGAAAAAAUACAGGAUAUGGUGAUUGAAGCUUCUCGAUACCUGUUUGAAGCCACAAAACAAAGAUUUUUUUUCAAAAAUGUAUCUAUAUUAAUUCCUUGGACUUGGAAGGAAAAUCCACAAUACAAGGACCCAAAAUAUGAGAGCUUCACACGUGCUGAUGUUAAAGUAGCACCACCUGUUGCCCCAGGUGCAGAUGACCCAUACACCAGGCAGUUCAAAGAAUGUGGAGAGAAGGCGGACUACAUCCAUUUUACCCCGGACUUUGUGCUGGGAAACAAACAAGACGAGUAUGGACCAUCAGGUAGAGUGUUAGUCCAUGAGUGGGCCCAUCUUCGCUGGGGAGUGUUUGAUGAGUACAACAAUGAUGAGCCUUUCUAUAGGGACAGUUCAAACAAAAUUGAAGCAACAAGGUGUUCUUUAGCUAUCACUGGUACAAAUGCAGUUUAUGUCUGUUCAGGAGGCAGCUGCGUAAAUAGAAGAUGCAGAACCAAUUCUACAACAAAUCUGUAUGAAAAAGACUGUCAAUUCUUUCCUGAUAAAGAUCAGCUUCAAAAGGCAUCUAUAAUGUACAUGCAAAGUAUUGAAUCCAUUACUGAGUUCUGUAAUGAGAAAAACCACAACGAAGAAGCCCCAAGCUUACAAAAUAAAAAGUGCGAUUCCAGAAGUACAUGGGAGGUGAUCAGUGCUUCUGAGGAUUUUCGAAACACCACACCCAUGGUGGAACUACCCCCUCCCACAGCCUUCUCUCUGCUGAGGUCCAGUCAAAGAAUUCUGUGUCUAGUUCUCGACAAAUCUGGAAGCAUGGCUGGUUAUGACCGCCUGAAUCGAAUGAAUCAAGCAGCAACAUAUUUCCUGCUGCAGGUUAUUGAAUAUGCAUCCUUGGUAGGGAUGGUUCACUUUGAUAGUACUGCUACUGCUCAAAGUCAACUGAUCCUGAUAUCAGGCAGCAGUGAAAGAACCCAGCUCAAGAACACCUUACCCAAAGUGGCUGAGGGAGGGACUUGCAUCUGCUGUGGAAUUAGAAAAGCAUUUGAGGUGUUUAGAAGCCAUAAUCCCAAAAUAGAUGGAUGUGAAAUAGUGCUUCUGACCGAUGGGGAGGACUCAACUGCCGGCACUUGUAUUAACGAAGUAGCAGAGAGUGGAACCAUUGUUCAUCUUAUUGCUUUGGGACCAAAUGCUGAGUUAGCAGUGAAAAAUAUGCCCACAAUAACAGGAGGAACACAUUAUUAUGCUUCUGAUGAAGCCCAGAACAAUGGCCUCAUUGAUGCUUUCGGGUCCCUCGCAUCAGGAAACACUGACUUCUUCCAGAAGUCGAUCCAGCUUGAAAGUAAGGGAUUAAAAUUGAACAGCAAUACCUGGAUGAAUGACACUGUAAUUGUUGAUAGCACCGUGGGAAACGACACAUUCUUUCUCAUCACAUGGCAAAAACAACAGCCAGUAAUUUCUCUCUUGGACCCCAAUGGGACAUCAAUGAAGGAUUUCACAGUGGAUUCUGCCUCCAAAAUGGCCUAUCUUAGUGUACCAGGCACUGCAAAGGUAGGCAUUUGGACUUACAGUGUUCAGGCCAAAGCCGACUCAGAAAUAUUAACUAUUACCAUAACUUCUCGGGCAGCAAAUUCGACUGUGCCUCCAAUAACCGUGAAUGCUAAGAUGAGUAAAGACAGCAACAGCUUCCCCAACCCCAUGGUUGUUUAUGCAGAAGUUCUUCAAGGCUACACACCUGUUCUUGGAGCUAAUGUAACAGCUUACAUUGAAUCACAGACUGGAACAACACAAGUUUUGCAACUUUUGGAUAAUGGUGCAGGUGCUGAUGUUUUUAAGAACGAUGGGGUCUACUCCAGGUAUUUUACAAAUUAUACAGAAAAUGGAAGAUAUAGCUUAAAAGUACGGGCAUAUGGAGGAACAAACUCUGCAACCCGAAGUUUACAACGUCCACUGAACAGAGCCAUUUAUAUUCCAGGCUGGGUAGUAAAUGGAGUAAUUGAAGGGAAACCUCCCAGACCUGAAACUAAUGAAGAUACUGAGACAACCUUAGAAAAUUUCAGCAGAGCAGUGUCUGGGGGUGCAUUUGUGAUAUCAAAUGUUUCAAACAAUCCCUUUGAAGACCAUUACCCACCAAACCAAAUCACAGACCUUGAUGCCACAUUUGAUGGGGAUGAGAUCACUCUGUCAUGGACAGCACCUGGUGAAAAUUUUGAUUCUGGAACAGCCCAGCGGUAUAUCAUAAGAACAAGCAAAAAUAUCCUUCACCUACGGGACAAUUUUACCAAUGCUGUUCUGGUUAACACCACGGGCCUCUCACCAAAGCAAGCCAACUCUAAGGAAACCUUUAGGUUUAAACCAGAAAACACUGAGGAAGAAAAUGCAACGUUCAUAUUUGUUGCUAUUCAGAGUGUUGAUAAAAGCAACUUGCAUUCAAAAAUAUCCAAUAUUGCCCAGGUAGCUCUGUUUAUUCCUGCAGCAGAUUCUGGUCCUGAAGAAAACCCAGGUCCUGGUGGAAACCCUAGUACUGGAGUCCCUAGUGGAUCUGGAGUCAACAUUUCUGUUAUAGUGUUGUCAGUGGUUGGAUCUGUUGUAGUUGCUACUGUUAUUGUAAGUGCCACAAUUUGUAUCCUAAAUAAGAGAAGAGCAAGACUUCAAAGAGUUUUCUAA